Molecule: messenger RNA, 1725 nt
Organism: Annulohypoxylon maeteangense
Lineage: Eukaryota; Fungi; Ascomycota; Sordariomycetes; Xylariales; Hypoxylaceae
Product: glycosyltransferase family 8 protein
Exons: 2
Coding region: 514-1500 (328 amino acids)
Molecular function (GO): glycosyltransferase activity
Source: RefSeq, a predicted model, not a curated record
GCUUCGUCCCACCACGCCCGCUACGGAUAUUAUCCCUCGUUUUUCCCUCUCGAUGGCGUCAGAGGCUAAGGUAAGGGCCGAUCUACCUAUCUCCUACUAUCUCCUACUUUAGCUGCAGUAGGUCCAGCUUUCCCGUCGCUUCCAUCGCUAUCUUCCCCGUCCGCGCAGCUGUCGGGUGUCUCAUAUUAAUAAUCUCCCGUCCCAAGACUAUACCGUUUCCAGCUAAGUCUAAGCUCUUUCGCCCUCCGAACCGGGGUAAUUUACUAGAUGUGCGUGAAGAUAUGAUGGAAGCUCGACUGUAGCACAAAUCAUUACAUUCCAGGUCCUUUUUUCUAUGCUUACAGAUGUACAUAUACUCUGUACCAUUCCCCUCUUUUCUUGCUACUACUGCAGUCGUUAUUCACUCCGUUUUUCUUCCUCUUCUCCUAUCAUCUGCAACUGGUUCGUAAACUCAGCGGGCAAGUAGAAAUUAAAGAUAAGAAGAAGAAGAAGAAACGGAAAAGAGGAGAAACGAUGACGACCAACGGCAACGGCGUGAAGCAGAACGGCGGCGCGGCCGAGAACGGGGAUGGGUGGUACGACCCGACCAAGAUCUGGACGACCCUGCUGACGAACCGCGCGUACUUCGGGGGACUGUUGGUGUUGCACCACUCCCUGCGCCGGCACCGGAGCAAGUACCGGCUUCACGUCAUGGUCACGCGCGCCGUCGAGGAGGACACCGAGUACAUGGAAGCAUUCGCGGCCGCGGGCAUCCCGACGAUCGUCGUCGACAAGAUCGAGCCUGCGCCCCGGGAUGGGAAGAUUAAUAAGGGCACGUGGGAGAAGCUUGCCCCGUGGUCGUUUACGCAGUAUGAGCGGGUCGUCCUCCUAGACAGCGACCAGGUGAUCCUGCAGAACAUCGACGACAUGAUGGAGGUCGACAUCCCCGAGGGCUGGAUCGCGAGCACCCACGCCUGCACAUGCAACCCGCGGAAGCUGCCGCACUACAGCAAGGACUGGGUGCCCGCAAACUGCGCCUUCACAGCCGCGGACCAAGCCACAGGCGCUCCCGCUCCCAUCACCGCGCAAAGCCCGAAUAACCACCACCUGCUCAACAGCGGCACGGUGAUCGUGCAGCCGUCAAAGGCGCAGUACGACGAGCUGAUCCACGCGAUGAACACGCACCCCGACGUGCCCAACAUGAUCUUCUUCGACCAGGACCUGCUCGCGAUCGUGUACAGAGGCCGGUGGAAGCCGUUGCCGUAUCACUAUAACGCGCUGAAGCCGAUGCGGGCUUGUCAUGGUGGGUUGUGGAAGGAUGGAGAUGUGAAGAUCCUGCAUUAUAUCCUGAAUAAACCGUGGAAGAGCAGGGCGUUUGAUGAGGGCGAUACGAUUGAGUCGACGCAUGGGCUGUGGUGGGAGGAGUUUGGGUUGGUGGAGAGGGAGUGGAUUGGGAGUGAGGAUCAGAGGAAGAGGGAGCUUUGGGGGAGUGUGGUUGUGCCUGUUGUUGCGCAGGAAUGAGGGAUGGAUGAAUGAUUGGUUUUGUGAACGUUUGGGUGAUGAGGUGGGCAUUUUCAUGGCAUUAGAAGUUAUUCUAAGGCAUAGCGUAUACGUUUGGGCUGAGAGUGAGAGGCCAUCGUGAGAUAUAUUUAUAGCACUUAGGUUAGAGGUUACGAGCAAUUAACGACGGGCCGUAAUGGCUGGAUUGGCAUGUAUCGAUUGCUGAUAAUUCAUAUUCUUUUAUAA